UGGCAACAGUCACCCGAUCGAUACCGUCGCAAAAAUGUAAAGACAGAAAUCCGAUGUCGAUGGAAGCGGAGAACGAGAGGAACGUCUUUGCGUUGUUCCCCGAUACUGUCUCAUUCGCGGAAUUUAUGAGAAAUGAUGACGACGAUGAGGGAAUGAAUGAAUGAAUGAAUGAAUGAGAUCACCCAACUCUCGUUGUCGGAAACCCUGCCCCGGUUGGAGACAUGAAUGGGAAUUCGAUUCGAUUCGGGAGCCAUGUUUGUGUCAGUUACUCGCGGCACAACCCGGGCAUGGUUGCAAAGUAUCCUUGGGCUAUUUAUCCUAACCGAUCAUAUGGAUUCCCAAUAGCCCAAGUGUUUGACAACAUACAAGUAGAGUAGUAGAUCAAUAGGCCAUGCGAGUUUUCGGAAAGUCAGAACCUCGCAAAGUGGUUUCUAUAAUAACGCAUUGAGUGUUGGUCUAGAUCUUUUUUUAACAUUUCAAUGUAUUAUCAAAUUGAUGCUACUUAAUAGAAUUUAAGUUACAUGGAUUAAGGUCUUCAUUAAGAAACACAUUAAGAAUCAUUAGUGAGACUUUUUCGAAAAAUUUAUCUUUCUCGAAUAAUUUAAUUGUCUAAUGAUUUUCCCUUAGGCAUUUUCAGUUAAUAUCUCUGACAAAAAAGAGAAAGUUAUGAUUUAAUUAUUUCUCAUUGUAUAAAAUCAAUAAUUGUUUUAAAAAAACCUAAAUAAUGCAAUUUUCGAUGGAUGUGACAAUCAAUCGAAAUGCGCUAUCCUCUGAUCAUGUUUGAUAGGCGGCUAAUCAUUUAGAAAAUUCAUAGAAGUGAACAUAUAAAUUAGAUAUAAGUGACGACUAAGUACACCAUGAGAAGAGUUGUGUGUUGUGUUAUGAAUAAAUGAACCGAUAUUUGGCAUUCAAUGGUAAUUUCGUUGAUGAAGGCCUCCAGAUAUCUGUGGAAUGAUUGACGAAUAUAUUUUGAUUUUGUUUCAAACUCAUCAAGUCUAUGCGACGUAGAAGGUGAGGUUAGAAUGACAACGUUUUGUGAAUACUGGAAGAAAGGAAUGAAAUAAUUAAUAAUGGCAAGUGUCAAAUAUUGACGAAAUGAUAUGAAUAUAAUUUAUGGAUAUAAUGAAAUUGUGAUAAGUAUGAGAAUAGGUAUUAAUGGCUUGACUGUCAAGUCAACUCGUACUUGAGAUGGAAGUAACAAAAUCCAUACUGAAGGAAAAGUUUCGCAAAUGAUGAAGAGAAUAAUUACUAAUGACAAGUUUGAAAUAACGUUAGAUAUUUGUGAAAUGCCUUGGAAUUUGACUUUGACUUCCUUUCAUGAUAUGCGUCAUUGUGGAAAUGCUCAUUAACGCUCAUUGACCCUACAUAAGGUUCAUCGUACCCUGAUAAAGUAUCAUCAUAUCGGAUUUCUGCUUCAAUAAAUAGAUAAGAAUCUUUACGACCUUAACUAUUAAAUCAAUCAAUAUGGGGACAGUCCAUAAUGUAAAAGCCAUAAAUUACAAAUCAAAUAAAAAAUUUCGUCAUCUCUUGGUUAUUAGUGGUUGAAUUAUCAUGAAAACAAAAUCACUUCCGGCUGUUCUGCCUAUAAAUUAAGGUGUUCAAACCAUAUGUCUUAUUAUCGUGCGUUACAUCCAUACCGGAGAAAGACCAAUUAAUUAUCAUGCGGACCUUCGUGCUUCUCUGCCUCCUUUUCUCAGUCUUACAGAUAGUGUUUUCCGCUGCUGUGUCUCGUCACUCCUAUAUGAACAUAACUGUUGAGAUACAACAACGCAUUGCCAAUACAUCUACCGAUAUUCUCGCCGCUGAUGGCCAAGUUCGCCAAAUUGUUGACUCUUUCAAUGGCAACAUCAGCAGUGUUCAGUUGAAUUAUGGCCCGGAGAUGCACCGCCACUUUCAGCAAAAGUAUGGGCCUAAACGCACCGCAUUUGCCGAAAAUCCGAAAUUCUCUAAGGACUGUCAGCAAUAUAUCUCGGAUCUCCUUGAAAUGAGUGAACAACAUCAGAAAGAAAUGUCACAAUAUACAGAGAAAGCGAAAGAAUUAUUCAACGAGUACUUCGGGUACUUCACUAGUAGGCUUGAUCUCGCUCAAACGAUUCUAUCAGAUAUGCAGAAGAAAACUUUAAAUUGUAGUACUCUCUCGAGUAAAGACAACGCAACAGCCCCGUACAAUUGUGCCGUUCACAAUUUAGAGGUGCUGAAAAUUCUCCAACAUGAUCUAAGCGAUAUUAUUACAUCUGAAGUGGAGAGGUUGGAUGGAGCUAAAGAGAGAGCAUUGACCCACUUGCAUGCCUCUAUUAACGACAGACUUAUUCCAUUAUUCUAUAACGAGAAAGGAAUAGACGGGUGGCUGAAGACAUAUUGCUCUAUUGGAAAAGAAGCUGGCGAGCAACAGUCCCAGAUUGACCCAGAGUGUGUAGAAUGAUGUAACAUGACGAAAGUAUGAUCUAUAAUGAAAAAUACUAAAUGUUUUUUUCUUUAUUUUUGCAUGAAAAAUAAAAAGAGGAAAAGCAAUUUCCCUAU
Diachasmimorpha longicaudata is the source of this 2520-nucleotide messenger RNA. RefSeq lists its product as uncharacterized. Lineage: Eukaryota; Metazoa; Arthropoda; Insecta; Hymenoptera; Braconidae. The record is from RefSeq and is a predicted model, not a curated record. The coding region runs from base 1661 to 2422 and encodes 253 amino acids. The transcript has 6 exons.